Stegostoma tigrinum is the source of this 5551-nucleotide messenger RNA. RefSeq names its product nitric oxide synthase trafficking (gene nostrin). The record is from RefSeq and is a predicted model, not a curated record. Gene Ontology annotation, biological process: signal transduction. Gene Ontology annotation, cellular component: plasma membrane; cytoplasm. The transcript has 16 exons. NCBI's taxonomy places the organism in Eukaryota, Metazoa, Chordata, Chondrichthyes, Orectolobiformes, Stegostomatidae. Gene Ontology annotation, molecular function: protein binding. The coding region runs from base 59 to 1684 and encodes 541 amino acids.
GCAAACUCGCAGGCGCUACUCAUUUUCCUGGUGCGUGUGAACCCAGAAGAAAAGCAAAAUGAGAGAUCCUGUGAGCGGGUGCACUCAUGACCGAAUGUAUCAACAUAUCAAGACGUUUGCCAAAAAUGGUGACAGUUACUGCAAAGAACUAAUAUCUGUCCUUCAGCAGAGAGCUGACCUAGAAAAGAAAUAUGGCAAAGGACUCUUGAGACUAGCAAACAAAAUUACCAAAGCAUCCAGCAACAUAAUUAAAAACUCCAUUUUUGAUGGGUGGAACUGCGUCUCUCAAGAAAUGACGUUUACUGCAGAAUUGCAUGGGAAAUUAGCUAUUGCCAUUCAGCAAGAAGCGAUUAAACCAAUCCGUCAAAUGCUGGAUGAACAUACUAAAAGGAGAAAGUCAUUGGAUAAUGCUGUUGAAAAGUCAUCAAAGUGUCUUACAGACAACUGGAGUCAACAAAUUAAGAUGAAAAAGAAGUUGAUGAGAUCUACCAAGCACCAUGAAUCUGUCUCUGAUUUGGUGGAAAACAACAAACAAAUAAUAACUGAAAAAGAGAAAAAAAAGCAGCUGAAAAAACUGAAAAAAUCAUCAGGGAUGCUGACAAAAAUUGACCAGCAGUACUAUGAACUAAACAGGGCUGGUGAGGAUGUCAGACUCAAGUGGGAGUCUACAUUUGAACAGUCUUAUCAGGUAAUAUAUGAUUUGGAAAAAGAAAAGAUAAGGCUGCUAUGUGACAUUUUAAAUAAAUACAGUGAACAUGUCACUUGUUUUGGAAGAACACUGAUAGAACGUCAAAGUCAAAUUCAUGAAGCUGUACAAAAUAUUAAUGUUGAGGAAGAUAUUCAGAUAUUGUUGGACCACACAUCCAUUUUAUCAGAUGAAAACAAAACAGAAUUUCUGCUUACAGAUUAUUAUGAAGAAGAUGGUAGGAACACGAUGGAUAAGGAACGAAGGAAGACUGCACUAGCACAGAAACUGCAAAGACUCCAAGAUGCUAUAAACAAAGUAAAUAAGGACAAAGAAGGAUUAGAGAAGAUGAUCAGUACAAGUUACAAAAAUCCAUCAUUUUCAGAUCCGCAGACUGAAGAAAAAACUGUAUCAAUGCGAGAUGAGGCAUCUCUAAAACUAAUUCUCUUGGAAUUAAAUUACUACAAACUCGCAGCAACUAUGGCAGAACUGGAAGGAAAUCCCAAACCUUCUCAUCCACUAAGUGAAAACAUCAUUAAAUGGAAAGAUAAGGAACAUCAUCACAGUUUGGUGCAGGUAUUGCGUCCUAUGAAGAUGAAAAAUGUGCAGUGUCACAGAACUUUAAACUCAGUAUCAUCAGAUAGCCGGAGACAGCACCACAAACACAGCCCUCAACAGACAUCUGAAGUCAUAUACAUCAAUCAUACAAUUCAUUCAAAUCAUUCAGAGUCAGAAGUGGAACGAUCAGAGGUGGAUGCAAACCCAGCUGACAAUGUAACCAGUCCUGUUGAGGAGAUUGGAACAUGUAAAGCUCUAUAUGAUUAUCAGGCUGCCAGAGAUGAUGAGCUUAACAUGAAACGGGGUGAUAUACUUACUAUUCACAAAAAGGAUGCAAGUGGAUGGUGGUUUGGCAGUUUGCAAGGAACAAAGGGCAUUUUCCCAGCUACAUAUGUAGAAGAAUUACCCCAAAUGGAAAAAGUCAAAUCAACAGAAGCAUAAACUGGUUCAGACUGUACAUGUCACUGAUUUUUGGAUGAAGAUAGGGUGAUUUGUAAAAGUUCCGACAAGCGUGUAGUAUUUUAAUACAAUCCUGCAAACUUGAAUUUAUUUUGAUUAUAAAAUCUAAUACAAGUUUUGGACAAGGACUUGUUUUAUGUUAACUGUGCUAAUGUAUUUUCUGCUUGUGAACUGAAAAGCAAACACUUUAAUAGCCACAAUUUACUGCAGCCAGCAAAUAGAUUUACUCUCUCAAAACUCUUUUGAAGGGCUGCUAUGUGUACGAGAGAACAGAGCCUUCUACAGGCUUUCUGGGGCCUGUAAUGAGGGCACACAACUAUCUCUUUCAUCAAAUUGAAGGAUAGAAUACUGCAGUCUGGCUAGAAGAAAUUAAGUUAGAACAAAAAUUUUUUAGAAGAGGUACUAAACGUGAAAGGAACAGGGUUUAAAAAGUUUGACUUGAGAGAAUCAAGUCAAAGAAAAAAUCUGAUCUAAAGGAAUUAGACAACUGUAAAAUAGUGUCAGUAAUUAAGACUGAUAGUGCCAUUAAAAAGGAAACCUAGUCGGAAAUAGAUAAGCCCAAACUUUGUGGCAAGUUUAAUUUGUAUUUGCCACGUGAGUGUAGGGAAGUCAUACCAUUUGAUGCACUCAAAUGGGGGAGCAGACAACAAGAUGUUAUUUUGAGCACUACGCUGAGGACAGCACAUCUUCAAUUUUCACGUUUGAACUGUUUCUCUGCUUAGUUAAAGUUGCUGUUCAGAUCAUGCAUCAAUGUUAGCUUCAUUACUUUUAUAGAAAAUAAUGACCCAUUAGUGUUUAUACACUGUAUUCACAAACUCAUGUUUUUUGAGACACAUCACCAAGAGGCAAAGCACACCUUUGAUCACUCAGAACAUGUACACAUUACGUCUCUGAAUGGGGCACGUUGUGCCUGCUCCGAUUCUAUUACCUAAUUACAAUCUCCUGCCUAUCCCUCAUAUUACUGGACGCCAUUCCUAUCCAAAUAACCAUGCCUUCAUCACAUUGCAAGCAACGCUUACCAUACUCUGACUACUUGCUGUGCGAAAGUUUUUGUUCCCUUGGAUGACACUUACUUCAUUUGCACCUCACUAAAUCUAUUUCCCUCUCCAUUCCUUUCUCUUUUACAAAGGGGAACAACUUAUUUACUCUAUCCACCUGCUUUUGAUUUUGUAAAUCUCUAUCAAAUCUCCUCUUCUUCUGUCCAAACAGGACAGCUGUAAACCUUUUUUUUGGAACUACUCCUGUGCAUCACUUCUGCACUCUAUCCAAUGCAUUUACAUCACUUCCUGUUCUUUAUUCUAUGCACGUGUUAAUAAAGCCAAGUACACUCUAUGCCUUAUUAACUGCUGUCUCUCCCCCUACCCGCCACCUUGAAUAUCUGAACAUAUAUUCAGCCAGGAUCCCCUAUUACUGCACUCCUUAUUUUAUGUUGUCUUUCAAUGUUCUUCUGACCAAAGUGCAUCACCUCACACUUCUCCGCAUUGCAUCCCAUCUGCUACCUAUCUGCUCAUUCCACUUAGCUGUCAAUGUCACUUUGGAGUUCCACACUGUCCUCACUAUUUAUAUGUCUUCCAACUUUAGUGUCAUCAAAACAUUUGUACACCAAGAUCCACAGCACUAAUAUAUAUUAGGAAAAGCAAGGUUUCAAUACCUACCUUGGAAAACUCCACAAAUCGUCUGGCCUAAAAUACAACUAUUGACUAUUACUGUUUCCAAUCAUUUAAUACGUGCAAUUACUGUUGUCCCUUUUAUUUUCCUUACAGUGCCAUAUAACAAACUUGUAUCAAACUUCUUAUGGAAAUCCAUAUGUACCACCAGCAGCAUUACCUGCAUCAAUUCUACUAUCUCUUUAAAAAGAAACUCAGAAAGUUAAUCAUGGUUUUCCUUUUAAAAUCUGUGUUGACUCUUCCUCAUCAACCAACCUUUUUUUCAUGUGCUCACUAAUUCUAUCCCAAAUAACUUUCUAAAAGUUUCUUACCACUGAAAUUAAAGUAACUGGUUUGUAAUUGCUAUGAUUAACCUUACAAUCUUUCUUGAACAAGGCUGUAAUGUUUGCAAUUCUUCAAUCUUCUUUAUAGGGAAGGCUGAAACACUAUGGUCAAUAGUCCUGCAGUUUCUACCCUCAUUUUCUUCUAAAUCUGUGGUGCAUCUCAUCUGGUCCCAGUAUCGUUGGGACUUAAAGUUGACAAUGAUUUAUCCAAGACUGCUUCUUUAUUAAUUUUGAAUCCUUCUAAUGACAGUGUCUCCUCCUCUUUUGCAAAGACAGAAUGUAAAGUAUUAAUUUAAUAUUUCAGCCGUGCCCCUUGCAUCAGCUCUACUCCUUUAGCCACUCCUUUACUGUUUUAUAGAAGACUUUAGGAUUUUUGUUCGUUAACUGCUAUCUUUUCUUAUCGUUUCUCUUUGCUUCUGUUGUUUGAUUUUUCACCUCCUCCUGAGACCUUUGGUAUUCCUGUUGAUUCUAAAUUGUGUUUUCUGUCCUACACCUGUCAAAGGAACGUAUUUUUCUAAUGUUAAUUUCUACCUGUUUUAUCAUCUACCAUUAGAAGGAAUAUACCUUGACUGUACCUGAAUCAUUUACACUUUGAAGGUGGCCCAUUGUUCAGUUACUGUUUUCUCUUUUUAUUCCAAUCAAUUCUGCUUAGCUCUGUUUUUGCAUUAAGUUAGCUCUCCACCAAUUAUGUUUUCUUGCUCUGGAUUAUUGCAUGUCAUUCUCCAACAUCAUCCUGAAACUUAGAAUGACCAUCAUCUCCUAAAUGUUCCCCAAUGAUACUUGAUUCGGCUCAUCUCAUUUCCAAGGACCAGGUGUAACAAUAUAUUCUUCGUUGUUGGACCAGAUACAUACUGCUGUAGGAAACUCUCCUGAAUAAUUGUGCCUCACUGCCCCUUAUAUUACCAGUGUCCCAGUCUAUAUUUGGGUAAUUGAAGUUCCCCCAUUAAAAGUAUCUCUAUAAUGUUGGCAAUUCUCAGUAAUUUCCCUGUAGAUAUGUUCCUUUACAUACUUUCCACUUGUUGAUGGUCUAUAGAGCACAUCAAGCAAUAUUUUAAUUGUACCUUUUUUAUUUUGUAGCUCUGGAAAAACUAACUCUGUGCUUGAACCUCUCUGAGACAUCUUCCUUCCUUGACCUAGGCCUUCAUCAUCACUAAAAUAUUAUAAUUCCACAUUGCAGUCUGUAUUUCUAACUCCCCACCCUAAUUUACUAUACUACAUGCACGCAAACUGUUUUGGACUUUUUCUUUCUUCUUCUGACUUCACCUAUUAAUUUAUUAUUCUCUAUGCUAUUGCCAGCUGUAUACCUAAAUAUUUCACAGGCUCUGGUAUUCUCUUCUCUCCCUGAUCCCUACCAAGUUAGCCUUCCCAAUGGCACUAGCAAAACACCCACAUGGAACUCAAUCCCAGGUACAACCCAUCUGGCCCCAGAAACAGUCCCAGUGUAUCAGGAAUGUUAACCCCUUCCUCCUAUAGCGUCUUUCCAGCCAAGCAUUCAUCUGCAUUAUUCUCCUAUCUCUGUACUCACUUGCACACAUGCCGCUGAAGUUUACAACUUUGUGAUUUUGCUUGCUAACUUUCUAUUUAGCUUUCUAAAUUCUGAUUACAGGACCACAUCCACCUUCCUAGUUAAGUCAUUGAUUGUAUAUAGCUGUUGAAAUGCUUUAAAAAUAUAUCAGGCCUAUUCUUGAUAAGUAUUUUAUUCAAGUCUGAAUUAUAUUAAGAAAAAUAUAUUUCAUUUAUACUGUUUACUUGGAAGUGUUUCUUUUCUGCUAAGACAUAUCAUUGUAAUCAACUCAGAGGCAAUUCAGGCACCAUCCAAUAAUCCCACAUUUGCAAUAAAGUGUAAAUGAUCUGCAUAA